Messenger RNA from Tarenaya hassleriana, 2247 nucleotides. Its product is annotated as far upstream element-binding protein 1-like. Lineage: Eukaryota; Viridiplantae; Streptophyta; Magnoliopsida; Brassicales; Cleomaceae. The transcript is spliced from 6 exons. The record is from RefSeq and is a predicted model, not a curated record. The coding region runs from base 56 to 1993 and encodes 645 amino acids. Gene Ontology annotation, biological process: regulation of gene expression. Gene Ontology annotation, molecular function: mRNA binding. Gene Ontology annotation, cellular component: cytoplasm.
UAUCUCCGCCUCUAGGGUUUUUUUUCUCAUUCAUCACCGAAUCUCUCUCUUCCCCAUGGCGGACGAAUCGCACUACUCUUCGGGCAUCGUCGACGCCCCCAUCAGCCACAAGCGCAAGCACGAGGAGCAGACCACUCCUGCUCCGCCGGCCGGAAUCCGCAGACCCACCGGCUUCUCCUCCGGCCCUAUCCCGUCUGCAUCGCCGGAUCUAGCCGUCGCUGCUGCUGCUCCUCCGCCGCCUUCCUACAACAGCGUUCCGCCUCCGAUGGAUGAAAUCCAGAUGGCUAAGCAGAAGGCUCAGGAGAUCGCGGCUCGUCUCCUCAAUAGCGCCGAUGCCAAGCGUCCUCGCGUCGACAACGGCGCUUCCUAUGAUUCCAGCGACCGAGGGUUUAGCUCCGGUCCUUCUGAUGGCAAGCCUCUUUCAGGCUCGGUUUCGUCGAAUAUACCAGUUUCAUACGGUAGCUACCAGGGCACUACGAAGAAGAUUGAGAUCCCAAACAUGAGAGUGGGUGUUAUCAUUGGAAAAGGUGGGGAAACGAUUAAAUAUCUUCAAUUCCAGUCAGGAGCCAAGAUUCAGAUUACCCGAGACAUGGAUGCUGACCCAAAUGCCCCAACCAGGACCGUAGAGCUGUCAGGCACGCCAGACCAGAUUUCAAAGGCAGAACAGUUGAUAAAUGACGUCCUACAAGAAGCCGAGGCAGGUGGAAUGUCACGUAGGAUGACUGGACAUGCAGGAUCUGAGCAAUUUGUGAUGAAAGUUCCUAAUAACAAGGUUGGUCUUGUGAUUGGUAAAGGAGGUGAAUCAAUUAAAUCUAUGCAAGCUAAGACUGGAGCUCGAAUUCAGGUUAUACCUUUGCAUCUACCCCCUGGAGAUACAUCAACAGAACGGACUAUUCAGAUUGAUGGAACCAGCGAACAGAUUGAGCAUGCCAAACAAUUGGUUAAUGAAGUCAUCAGUGGUGAGAACCGCCUUCGAAACCCAUCAAUGGGUGGAGGAUAUCCUCCGCAAAGUUAUCAAGCACGACCCCCGUCAAGCUGGGCACCUCCUGGUGGCCCGCCAAUGCGACAGCCUGGUUAUGGUUACAUGCAACCGGGAGGGUAUUCUGGUCCUUCACCUCAGUACCAAUCGCCUUACGGAAGUUACCCUCCGCAACAAACAUCCAGUGGUUACCCACCAUCUCAGCAGACCCCACAAGGCGGGUAUGAUUAUUACGGGCAACAACAAAAUCCGCCUUCGCAGCAGCAGAGCAGCGGUGGCUCAGCCCCUCCAACUGAUAGCUCGGGUUAUGAUUACUACCAGCAUCAAUCUGGCUACGGCCAACCUGGUCAGGGUUACCAUCAAGAUGCUUAUGGUGCAUAUAAUCAACAAUACAGUCAAGCCGGGUAUGAUCAGCAACAAGGCUACUCUGCAUCUGGUUAUGGUAACCCGAGCCAAGAGGGUCAAACUCCAUCAUACGGAGGUGGACAGGGAGAUUCAUCUCAAGCUCCUCCACCUGCAGGCCAAUCAGGAUACAGCUCCGGUCAGCAGCCAAGCCCUAAUGCAGCUGCCUACCCUCCUGAGGGUAGUGCUUCUACUGGCCAGGCUGGUUACGGAACCCAACCGUCUGCUCAUUCUGGUUAUGGUCCGGGCUAUGGUGGUGCCCCGCCGAUCCAGAAGCCGCCUCCUGCAUAUGGUCAGAGCCAACAAUCUCCGGGUGCUCCGGGAAGCUACAGUGGCCAGUCUGGGUAUUCCCAACCACCGGCGUCCGGUGCGCCAUCGUCAGGUUAUGCCGCUGCACCGGGUCCGCAACCAGGGUAUGGACCGCCACCAACUUAUGGUCAGCAAGGCUACCCCCAAGCUCCGCCUCCAUAUGGUUCGUACGGAGGAUACAUGCAGCAACCGGCAGGAGGGGACUCGUCCGACGGGUCUGCUCCUGCCGGUGGCGGUGGUGGGACGCCGGGUUCGCAGGGGGGUCAACAAAGUGGAGGAGCCAAAGCGUCGCCCAAGAGCUGAUCCCUCGGAGGUUUUAAUAAGUUCAGCGAAAUGCUAUGCGGUCCCUUAAGGAUUGAGGUAAGGUAUAGUUUUUGUACUUUAUUUUCAUGGGUAGAGAGAUGCAAACUUAGUUAUGUUUUUGUGUUUGGCCGGCCCCUUUUUUUUUUGGUAUUCUCCCGUUUCAGUUGUUCCCCAUCAUGUUUUUUAUUAGAUAAUGCUUUUGUCUUAUUAUUGUUAUUAAGGAAAAUUCAAAAUAUAUGAUAUUUCUAGACUCA